Messenger RNA from Rhinolophus ferrumequinum (greater horseshoe bat), 2001 nucleotides. RefSeq names its product adenosine deaminase domain containing 2 (gene ADAD2). The transcript is spliced from 10 exons. The coding region runs from base 1 to 2001 and encodes 666 amino acids. NCBI's taxonomy places the organism in Eukaryota, Metazoa, Chordata, Mammalia, Chiroptera, Rhinolophidae. The record is from RefSeq and is a predicted model, not a curated record. Gene Ontology annotation, cellular component: cytoplasm; nucleolus. Gene Ontology annotation, molecular function: tRNA-specific adenosine deaminase activity; double-stranded RNA binding; double-stranded RNA adenosine deaminase activity. Gene Ontology annotation, biological process: RNA processing; adenosine to inosine editing.
AUGGCUUCAGCGGCCCCAGGCGCCGAAGAAAGUGGCCGCAGGAGACACCGUCUGGCCGCUUCAUUGCAGAUCAGCCCCCGGCCCAGGCCCUGGCGUCCUUCUGCCAGCCUGGACCAAGACCCUUCGGAGCCAGCCCCUGCCCCCAGCUCGGUGGACAAUGAGGGGGGUGGGCAGCCCCUGGCUUCGGCGGCUGCGGGGGACAGUGGGCCCCGGGCGGGGGCUGGAGUCAGGGUACUGGGGGCAGCUCAAGCACAGGAAGACUUGGGAGAACAGACGGGGCAGUCCCCGAGGGUCUCUGUCGGGCCUGCAGGGCCUGCUGGGGACUUCUGGAAGGCGGCUAGACAUCUGGGCCUACAGCUCAAAGACCCGCCUCCCGGCCAGGCCGUAGCCUUGCUCACGAAGUACGCGGCCAGUAUAGGCGUCUCCCUGAUCUUCCGAGAGGACCAGACUGCAGGUGAGGCCCUGUGGCCUGGGACGGCAGCAUGUCCCCGGCUAACCCCAGAUGAAGCAGUGGGGACCUGUCAGAUGUCAGGAGGAAGCGGUGGGCUGCUGUGGCUGAGCGGGGCAGAUGUCAUUGUGGGCGUCUCAGGAAGGGCCCGUGAUGGGCAUGAAGUGCAGGGUGCCACUUCAUGCCCCCCUCCUUCUCUAGACCCCUGCUUCCCAUUCUCUGUGCGUGUGGAACUGGACGGGGUGGCCUGCCCUGCAGGCACUGCCAACAACAAGAAGGAAGCCAAACAGCAGGCAGCUCUCUCUGCCCUUAGCUACAUCCAGAGUCAGCUGGAGAGCCCAGAGCCCCCAAAGACCCCCAGCAAGCCUCCACUGGGCUCCGUGAGUGUAGAGAACAUCCUGACCCACGAACAGCGCUGCGCAGCUGUGGUCAGCGCCGGCUUUGACCGCCUGGUGGACAUGACCUCGCCAUACUGGGCCUGUAAGGGGACCGUGGCUGCCGUCAUCUUGGAGCGAGCCGGGCUGUCUCUGCCUUCUCCCCUCGCAGAGGUCCCCGGUGCCAGGGGCCACGCCAAGGAGAUCUACGAGCUGGUGGCCCUGGGCACAGGCAGCAGCAGCUGUGCUGGCUGGCUGGAAUUCUCGGGCCGGCAGCUCCAUGACUGCCACGGUGUGGUCAUCGCUCGACGGGCGCUGCUGAGAUUCUUGUUCCGGCAGCUCUUGCUGGCGACCCAGGGCGGCCCCAAGGGCAGGGAACGGUCUGUGCUGGCCCCCCAGCCAGGGCCCGGGCCCCCCUUUGUCCUCAAGCCCCGGAUCUUCCUACACUUCUACAUCAGCAACACCCCCAAGGGAGCUGCCCACGACAUCUACCUCCCACAGUCCUCCGAGGGCAGCACCCCCUUCCGCCUGCAGGCCCACAUCCGAGGGGAGCUGAAGCCCGUGUGUUACUUGGCACCCAUACUCCGGGACACCCACGUGGGCUGCCUCUCGGCCAGUGACAAGCUGGCACGCUGGGCCGUGCUGGGACUGGGCAGCGCCCUGCUGGCCCACUUCUUGCCUCCCCUCUAUGCCACCAGCCUUGUCCUGGCCGACCCUUGCCACGACCCCCCAACUUUAAACAGUGCCAUCCACACCCGGCCCACCCUAGACAGGGAUUUGGGGUCAUGCCUGCCACCUCCCUACACCCGAAACACACUGCACCUGUUUUCGGGGCCCCCCGUGGCCCCCUCCGACCCCAGUCCCAACACCUGCCAUGACCUGAGCCUCAACUGGAGCCUGGGGGACCCCGAUGUGGAGGUUGUGGAUGUGAGCACCGGGCGUGUGAAGGCUGAUGCUGCCCUCGGGCCUCCCUCCCGCCUCUGUAAGGCAGCUUUCCUCCGGGCCUUCCGCCAGGCUGCCCAAGCUCUCGGCAAAUCCCACCUGCUGGCCUUGAAGACCUACGAGGAGGCCAAGGCUGGGCCCUACCAGGAGGCUCGCCAGCAGCUCUCUCUCCUCCUGGACCAGCAGGGCCUGGGGGCUUGGCCCUCGAAGCCAUUGGUGGGCAAAUUCAGAAACUGA